Molecule: messenger RNA, 444 nt
Organism: Grosmannia clavigera kw1407
Lineage: Eukaryota; Fungi; Ascomycota; Sordariomycetes; Ophiostomatales; Ophiostomataceae
Exons: 3
Coding region: 1-444 (147 amino acids)
Source: RefSeq, a predicted model, not a curated record
AUGGCAUUCGUACCGACAAACAAGGAGGAGUUGGAGCGGUGGCUGCACAGGUUCCAUAGCGUCAACGAUGCCCUCGACACUACGAGGCUGCACGAGGUCUACGCCAAGGACAUCACGCUGCAGUACGGCAACAGGCCACCGGUGCACGGGCUGAACAACCUAAUUGCUUUCUUUGAGCCGACCUACAAGAUGCUGGAUUCGAUGCACCACAAGAUUGCAUAUUUUGAUCUCGUUGGCGAUGGCAGCCGCUUCUACCAGCCAUGCCACAUCACAUACCGCGUGAAGAAUGACCCGGAGAAGGAGGCGAUCAAGAUCCCGGCAAUUGGCGUCUGGCAUCUGGAGACGGCGGGCGAGGACGUCGGCAAGGCGAAGCAGUUUGAAGUCUACCUUGACCCGUCGCCUGUAACGGCUGCUGUGGCCAGGGCGACGGGCCAGGCGAUUUAG